AGAAGUUUGAAGAACAACACCAAAGAGUUAUUCUGUGGAGGGAGAGACUGAACGUCUCGAGCAUCGAACAUGUUUGUUCUCAUCUGGUCGGCUUUGUUUGUCUCUGUAAAAGGCAGCAUUGCUGACACAGGUUUGAAACUUCUCCUUUACUGUGCCUCAGCCUGGGGACAACAACACUGUGUUGGAAGAUACUGUGUUACUCUGAGUGAGCGAGAACUAACAGCAGAGGCUGGACUCUGUGUUGUGAUCCCGUGUUCUUUCACUACUGCUGAUGAGUUUACACCCAAACAUACAAUUUGGUACAAAUGUGAAACAUCUCAAACAAGAUGUAGUGACGAUGAAAUAAUAUUUCACAGCAACAAAAACACAGACAAAAAAGCCCAGCCUGGGUUUGAAGGACGAGUGUCACGUUUGGAGCCUGAUGUGAGUCAGAAAAACUGCAGCAUCAUCAUUAAUGAUCUCAAAGAGUCUGAUUCUGGAUCAUAUCAGCUCAGAGUUACUGGUGAACUGAAUGGAAAACAAGAUGGACUCACAUUCAUUCAGAGAGUAACUGUCUCUGUUAAAGGUCUUAAUCAGAAGCCCACAGUAAUGAUUCCCACACUGACAGAGGGACAGCAGGCCACACUGACCUGCACUGCUCCUGGUCUCUGCUCUGGAUCUGUUCCUGAAAUCACCUGGACAUGGAGAGGAGCAGGAGGGACUGAAUCUUACAUUACAGGAAACAGCACUGAUUUCAAGACUGAGAAUCUGACUGCUUUCACACAAAGACACAUCUCAACCUUCACCUUCAAUCCUUCAGCUGAGCACCACGACACUAGCGUCACCUGCAAUAUCAACUUCACAGGUGGAGAAAGUACAGAGAAGACUUUGACUGUAAAUGUGAACCAUAAGAAAGAAAUUACAAUCAGUGGUGUUACAACUGUUAAGGAGGGAGAUGUUCUGAAUCUGACCUGCAGUGUUGAAAGUUUCCCUCCAUCUCUGAUUGAGUGGUCUAAAUUUGGUUCUGACACAAACCUGCACAGUUAUUCUGGAUCAGCCAGGCUUGUCAUUGAGAAUGUGAAACCAGAACAUUCUGGACAGCACAUCUGUGCAGUUACAUAUAUGAACAAUACCCUGAAGAAGGAUGUCAGUAUCACAGUGAUAUCAGCCUGUGUGAAACAUUGUGGUUCUUACAGUACAGUUCUUCCCUGGAUUGUUGCUGGUGUAUCUCUCACUUUGAAUGCCUUCUGCAUAAUCUACAUAUGGUUCCUUUGGAAUUCAAGAAAAAAGGUGAACCUACCUCAGGAGGAGAGAACCUACAUGUCACUGCAAAAAGUGGAUGUGUCAUCAGAUUAUGAUGUUAUUGCACAACAUAUAAACUGAAAAGUCAGGUUUCAGAUAGCUGUGUGAUUGUAAUGGCAGCAUGUUGUCAAUACUUUGAUGAUGUAAUUAAUUUAGUUUCAUUGUCUUUAUUAAAGCAGAUACUCUUGUAACCCAGUUCCUAAAAUCAUUUCAAACAAAAGAGAAGAAAAAGUAAAACAUUUUAUGUUCAUUGUUCCUGUUCUUACUGUCCUUGUUUAAUGAAAGUGAAACGAGAUCAAAAUAUUUAUUUAAACAUAGAAGGGACGCAGAUUAUAUAUGAUAUGCUCUGGUCAAACAAGGGUUAAGUUUCUCCGAGGGUUGAUGAGCUCUGAUGAGAGCCUAUUGUUUUACUCCACUCCUCUAAUGUCAGCCAAUCGGUGAAGCUCUAGGCAGCUCUUGUCCCUCCUUAGUGCCAGCGCCCAAGUUUUCAGUCUCUUGCUUCUACAGCCGAACAGAGCAGGCAGACUAAAACUUUGUUAUCGAGGGCAGAGCGAAACCGGAAGGUUUACUGAGCUGUGGCUGCACGUAAACGCUGAGCAUCCACUCGACGGCGGUCAGGUUUUUAUAUGGGACGAAUCCAAAGACCAGGUCAGCGAUUCCAGAACCCAGAGUGUUCCAGUGUUCACUGGAUGGCGAGCCAACCCAAGAUCCUAGGAGACGAUAUACAUACACACGCACACUCAUUUGCACAUUGAUGGACUACAAUCCUCUACUGUACAAGUAGUACGGUAGGACAGACAAUCACACACACACUCCUCAUUGGACGGACUCUAAUGCAAUACACCCGUUUGUCAUGGGCCCCACCGGUACCAUUUGGACUUAAAAGACUAAUUCUUUUACUUGUGCACAAUUUUAUUUUAUUCUAUUGUUUUGCUACUUUGGGGGAAAUUUUUAUACUUGAAGUUCUGUUAAAACCUGUUGUAAUACUGUGUGGUUACAAAAUUUCUUUUAAAAGGCUUAACCUCACUAAAGUACUUUUAAGCCACACAACUGUGUUUGUCUGGUUUCUCUACCAUUCAUGUACCAGAGCUCUAAGAGCCGUUCUUAAUCUUCUGAUACUAGCCCAAAUUGCUCAUUACCUUGGUAAUUAUCCAUUGGUACUGUAUAUAACUCCACGUAAGUGCUACACUCUGGUAUUAGAAAUUUUAAUUCAAAUUAUCUAUUAAAUUAAAGCUUAAUAUUUGUUAAUUAGUUUUUACAUUGCAUUGUAAAUAAAUGAGAUUUUUUUUACAUGUAAUAUAUUACACUUUCUAUUUCAAUUUAUACAUAGAGUUUAAUAAAAUUGUUCAACUGUCUACAGCUGCAAAUCAAGCUUUUAUUGUUCUUUUCUCUUAUCUUUGGAAGUUUAGCAGGUUGUAGCUAACAAGCCUACAAUUAUUUUACCUUUUUAUCGAUCAGAUCAAUUCACUAACUCUCUGUGGUCAGCCAGUUACAGCAGUUUUUCUACUGUUCCUCUUUGCUAUUGUUGUAAAAUGUAGCAUGGUGGACUAAUUGACAGAAUCUCCCAUAAAACAUUGGGUUAGGAAUAUUUUCCUGUUCAGUUAUUGCAUGCAUUUGUUUUUGUUUUUGUUUGUGAAAGAUAUAAGCCACACGAAUGUGGGAGUGGAGAUUUCAGUCUAGUCCAGCUGCCAGCUAUUUGGAGUUGAGUACUGGGAAUAGUUGACUGGUGUAGAUUGUGGCCCUUCUCUGCAAAAGGUAGAGAAAGGAGGAAGAAGAGACGUUGUACGACACAGUUGCAGCUGGUUGCAGCAGCAGACUCCAGUGAGAGAAACUGAUAAUAGAUUUAACAUGGCCUGAAUGGUUUUGCUUUCAUAAUAAUUACAUUUUACCAGAAGGAGGAUUCGUUUUAAUUAGGAUUUAUGUGGAUUUGUUUUCACAGGACUGAAUAGGAACCUAUUAGUUUGCUGGACCUGUGUAUUAUGGAAGUUUCAGGAGGAAACGGUUUUGAGGCCCACUUCUUAACACCAUACUUGCAGUUUCAGCAUGCUAUUUUAUAGUACUCAUGAGUGAAACGUCAACAAAACUAUUGAGUUUUUCAGAAGGAUUGUUGCAAAAAAGAAAUGAUCAACUAAACACAAAUUUCCUCUUUUUUUGCACGAAGUAUCCAAACUUAGGUAGCUGAUGGACACAGAUCAACUAGCGUUUCAUCGGAUCCACACUUCAGACGUCUGCCAGCUGCAGUCUCUGUACAGCACUGCAGGUCUGAUCCGGACAGCAACAGAUUUGAGAUUUCUCACAGGUAAUCACAGUAUUAUUGCUUUUUAUUAUGAUUCGAUUGCAUUUAAGUGUCAAUUUGACACCAUUCAAGUGAAGCAGACUGCCUCUAACUUUAAAUAUCAAAAUAUCCAACACCAAACUAAAGCUUACAGUAAGUCUGUUACUUACAAAGUGAGAACAGGAAGUUAUCUGCUGUCACAUGUGGUCAUGUUUGAGUAACGUCAUUUCAUGUGAUAUGUUUUUGAUAUUAGUUGACAGAGUAUUUAUCAAUAAUAAAGAUUUUCUUUUCUAUUAUUUACUUGGUUUAAAUCCUCUUGAGAACUGUUACGUUUCCCUAAAAAGGUGCAGGGGAUGAGGGAAAGUAACAAAAGGUGUCCAGGUUGAAAAAAGGAGACAGGGAAGCAAAAUGGUUAAAUUAACAGGUAUUUAUUAAUGUUUCUAUUAAUAACUAAACAAAGAGAGAUGGACGAGCUGCUAUCACCUUUUAAUGAAAGAAAACUCAGGUGUUGGUCAGUAAACUGAAAAGUAAGUACAAAAAGGAUUAGUCACCAAACACACACUCCUCUCCACAGAGCAGGAGCAAUCAAUCACCAUGUAUACCUCAUGUACAGUGGACACAUGUGUGACUCUUGUGAUUAAAGCAUCUUUCUUUCAGCUUAACGAGUGAACCGUCAGCUCGUUCAAACACACGUUAAAGUCCGUUUGGCUCGACACCA
Molecule: messenger RNA, 4274 nt
Organism: Oreochromis aureus
Lineage: Eukaryota; Metazoa; Chordata; Actinopteri; Cichliformes; Cichlidae
Product: sialic acid-binding Ig-like lectin 14
Exons: 9
Coding region: 70-1362 (430 amino acids)
Source: RefSeq, a predicted model, not a curated record